UUUUUCGCCUUUCCUUUCCUGUAGCGUGUGAUUAAUGCUGAGGUGUUAUACAAAGUGCCAUGAAAAGUAAUAUACGUUUGCUCGUCAACAAAUUUGAUGUCUAUGGCUAUUACUGACCAAUCAGGAAGUAAGAACGAGUUCGCGUUUCUCUCGUGGUGGCAGGCGUCUCUCGGUGUUAUCGAAUCUAUGGCCACGCGCGACGCGCACGUGUUUGGCAUGGAAGGUGCUUGUGACUUCGACUCCGGCCGUAUUGCUCUUGAAAAAAAAGACAGGUGCCAUAUAAAUAAGAUGUUUGUGACAAAUACGCUACGCAAAUGAAUUAUAGAUUUUUUGUUAUACGUUCUGUCAACGUUCAUUUGUUCAUUGCGGCUGCGAUGAACAUCUCGUGAUACAUUCCAAAAGUGAUGUUGCGUCACGAUAACAAAGGCAUCUGUACAAAGAAAAGGGAAGGACUUUGUGUAUAUUAUUCCACGAAUAAAAAGGACUUGUGCACGUGUUUCACUCCGAAGGAAAUUGAGUAGACCUGAGCGAGUCAUGAAGCGGCAAGAGCUGAAGUCGAAGGCAUUUAAACGCGCAGAGAGCAAUCUGCUGAAUAAGCUGAAUCUUGCGUUUUUGAAGAGCUAUCCGCAUCAUGUGGUGCCGGGUUACAACUUGAAUAGAUCACCGUGUAUCGAGAAAUGGGACGAGGAGAGUGCGAUGGGGCUCUUUCAAGAGUUUCCGUAUAAUUGCGACUUGCCGAAGCCGUUGCUGCCACCAGCAAGGCUGUCGAGAACGGUGCUUAGCGAAGAGGAUCCAGCCUUGCAGCUCCUUACUUUGAAAAGUCAUUUAAAGGACGAUAUAGAUAGGAUAAUGAAGCAUUAUGAAAGACAUAAGAAAGAAUUUAAUAAGGUGUAUAAGAAAAGCAUAAGAUGGAAGAGAGGAAGUAAGGGAUACAGCGCGAAGGUGCCUAGGUAUAUCGCAGAUAUAGCGGAAUUGAUUGACAUGGAACCGGAUCCAUAUUUUGAAGGGACUUACAACUGGUACUAUACUGGUGGAUCGUUAAAUUACGUUCCGUUGAAUAGCUGGGAUGUUCUGCUCUUUCCAUUUAUGGAAGACUUAGUUGCUGCGCACAUCACGCCCAUGAAAGAUUUUAUAUGGAAGCCGUUGCUGCAAAAUUCAGCCAAAUGUAAACUGCCUGGAUUGCUGUAUGAGAUUAGGCGAAGCAAGAUUUCUAAUGACACAUGUAGAAUUUUAGGGAGGCACAAGGGUCUAUGUACUCUUUACACACUAUCCAAGUCUGAGAAUCACUUGAUGCUUAAUGAAGUUUACAGGCAAGCAUCAAAGACACCGUAUAUCAGUGCUGACUUAAGUUCAACCAAUAUUAGUCAUCAUUGCACACUGAAUGCGGAAAGAAUUAUAUUUUUAUGGGACAUAAAUAGUGCAAAUUAUAUUAACAGUGGUUCUCUACUACAUAAUAAUAAAACUUGUGAGCGUGAUGCUUGGGGGUGCAUAAGGUUUCAGGAAACUGAUCCAAACGUUUUGAUUUACGUGGACAGGUGUUGCUUGCAUUAUCUUGAUACUAGGAUUGCUCUCAAUCGAGCAUGUAUCACGUUGUGUCCGAAAUUUAAUUUGGAAAACUGUGAACGUUUGUCGGUGGAAGCACCGAGUAAACAUAAUUGCUGUCGAUAUUUAGGCACUUAUCAUUCCUUUUUACUGUGCGAUAAUCGUUCUCCUAAGCAGUGUGUACGACAAAAAUGGACGCAUCAGUUCAAAGACACUCCGCUGUUGGCGGCUGUAACAAACAGCGAUGACAAGGAAGUAAUUGUUCUAUCAACUCAGAAGGCUGGCGAAAACACGAUAAUUUUGAACACGUGGAUGGACGAGGAAAAGUCUCAUUCUUUUAAUUUGCCUUUUACACCCCCACACAUUGCAGAAACGUUAAAUAAAUCUCAAGUGCAAGGAAUGUGCUUGAAUCCGUAUUUACAGAGCAGAUUUGAAUUGUGUAACGCCGGCAGCACAUUAAUCAGUAACGUAAAAAACGCCGAGAUAUUUUACUUCCUCCAAAAUUCUAUUGGUGACAUAUUUUAUCAGUGUAUAACACACGAAAGCACAUUAGACAAGUAUUCUCCUAUAAAUAGCGAAGCUUGUUACGCGUUAAAUAUGUGGGAGAAAGCCUUAUCAGCCCAAGCUGAACCGCUAGUACCCUUGAGUCUUACUGAUAAGUGCGAUAUGCAAUAUAUAUAUGAAAAUUUUACAAAUAAAAUGCUGAAUGCUCGUUUAAAGUCUGAAGAAAAUGCAGACGACAGUUUCGACCCUACCUGGAAGCAAUCAUUAGCCAAGUUGGGAUCGUACAUAGAUCUAUUAGCGCCAGAACUUCUUGCAGCUUGGGAAAUACGCGAAGAUGUACUCGCACCGGUAGAAACGAUACCAUAUCAAAAAGUUUUGAACUGGUUAGCAUCUUCGACCUCGAGUCAUCCUGUCACGCAAUCACAGGCCGAGCCUGAUAUACCUACCCCUAUCAAUACUCAAGAAUUAAUUAGUGUGUCGCAAGAACAUGAUCUCGCGUACAUUGACGACAGCAAUGUGUUGCAAGAAAUGCUGUUGCCAAAAGUUAAGUUGGAACCAUUGGAACCAACUCGCAAGAGAAAGCACACUUAAAUAUUCUAUAUAAUUAAGAACAACUAUGAUUAUUUGAAAUUUAUAUUUUUGUACGUAAUUUAUAUCGAUAUUGUAUUGGCAGUAUUUAAUUUGUGCUAUAAGUGUUAUAAAUAAGUAAAAUCAUUUUUGAAA
Vollenhovia emeryi is the source of this 2769-nucleotide messenger RNA. RefSeq lists its product as uncharacterized. The record is from RefSeq and is a predicted model, not a curated record. The transcript is spliced from 11 exons. NCBI's taxonomy places the organism in Eukaryota, Metazoa, Arthropoda, Insecta, Hymenoptera, Formicidae. Bases 535 to 2637 code for a protein of 700 amino acids.